AGCAGGAUGGCAAUGCGUACAGUCGCCGUACCAGCACAAUCAGCUCACAAGUCUACUUGCACCCUCGAUCCGUCCUACGCGACUCCGUCCGCAGUGAGCCUACGCCACGGUCCAUGGGAGAGGACGUUAGUUACAGAUCAUGGCACAGGUCAACAAGAGGUUUCACAGAUGACGGUGUUUGGAGAGGCAGAGCACAUUCCACAGCAGGCACCUCCCCUCAGGUGUCCUGGGAGAAGGGCGAGUCCAGAGGUGUGACUUCAGUCACUACCAGCAAGACAAUGUCCCUACUCCAUCCUACACACUUCGAAAGUGGGGACUAUGCCGACCGGUCUCCCAUGUCCACCAAGUCUUAUGGAGGAGCAUCGUUCACAGGGAUCGCGCCAAUAGCUGAGACAGAGUGCACAUUCGGACUCUACAGUUCUGAUGAGGGGGACGCAACCAGUAUAAGGGGAAGCCCAAGUACUGGUGGACUCAUGGAAAAUAAGCUUGAACGGAAAAAGUGAAUGAUUUAGAUUUUAUUGCUACUACAUACAACUGAUACAUUGUACUGAUGAUGCGUGUUCCUACAAUGUAAGGUUAUUAUAUUAAGUGAUGUAUCUAUGUGAUUAUGUAAGAAUCUGUUACCUGUGCAUGUGCAAUAUAAAGCGAGUAUCCCACUGGAUUCACUGCGCAAAAUCGCCAACUUUGCAAAUAUUUGCAAUUUUUUCUUGCAAUCAUACUGACAUUUAAUAUGUUUGUGUAU
Molecule: messenger RNA, 742 nt
Organism: Branchiostoma floridae (Florida lancelet)
Lineage: Eukaryota; Metazoa; Chordata; Leptocardii; Amphioxiformes; Branchiostomatidae
Exons: 3
Coding region: 114-503 (129 amino acids)
Source: RefSeq, a predicted model, not a curated record